Molecule: messenger RNA, 926 nt
Organism: Rubroshorea leprosula
Lineage: Eukaryota; Viridiplantae; Streptophyta; Magnoliopsida; Malvales; Dipterocarpaceae
Source: the annotation of a GenBank genome assembly
ACUUUUUUUUUACAUUGUGGCAUUUUCUCUCUCUUUUUGCCAUCCAAGUCAUGAGUCCUACCAAAGAGGUUUCUAGAACAAAAAUUUAUCUAUUGUCUCAUUUGCUCAUUGACUAACUUGGGGUCAGGGUUCUUACAAAUUUAAAAUGUAGAGAUGACCCAUCUUGGAUUAUCUUAUCUUCGCCUCCUUCAAAUAGUUCGAUAGUCUCACAGUGGUCGGAAUCUCCUUCUACAUUAUCGUCCAUCUCUUGGAUCUUCAUCUACAACACCAAUUCCUAGAAGUCCCUCAAAUCCUCCAUCGACGUAGCCACAAAGAAGCUUGAGACCAUGAAAAGAGUCCAAAACCCAACAAAAUCAAUCUCAAGAAAUCAAAAACCAAGAAAAAUUCAUCACGUCAUCAAGACUACUCUAAAAGAAUCCAGUAGAGAUUUCUCUAUAUGGAUCUCAAAUCCCCUUUCCUCCUUCGUUCGCUUCUUUUCUCCUAUCUCGCAUUCUUAUGCCCAGACAUCAGAAGCGUGUGAAGGGAGGACCAAUCGACGGAGUAGGCUAGCCUUGUGGAGGGGAAGCUCACCAGAGAAGAUAACAGCUUGUCUUCCCCGGUGAGAUUUUUUUUCCUUUUUUCUUUUCUUUUAAAUUGUUUUCAAUGAGCCUUCCACCCAGUGGCGUCAGGCGAGCAUGAGACUGAGCUCGAAGAUAACUCAAAUAAGCUAGUAAGUACUCUUUUUUUUUGUCAAAGCACUGGAGUGUUUAAGCUCAGAAAUGAAUUUUCAAUGUCGUGUUCAGAGAGUUUCGAGAGGUGGAGCACUAGCCCAAGCUCAAAGCACAGAUCCUAGUAGAUUUAAGUUGUUUUCAACAUUUAAGUACCCAAAGUAGUUUAUGUAAUUGCUUCUUUGAUUUCCUUUUGCGCAAUAAACAUGAACUUUAUUU